Messenger RNA from Diaporthe citri, 2340 nucleotides. RefSeq lists its product as uncharacterized. Gene Ontology annotation, molecular function: ATP binding; nucleic acid binding; RNA helicase activity. The coding region runs from base 1 to 2340 and encodes 779 amino acids. Lineage: Eukaryota; Fungi; Ascomycota; Sordariomycetes; Diaporthales; Diaporthaceae. The transcript is spliced from 2 exons. The record is from RefSeq and is a predicted model, not a curated record.
AUGGCCCCUUCCAAGCGCAAGGCCGAGAACGACUUCAUCCUCACCAUAUCCGACGACGAAGACGCGAAUGCCGACGCCGACGCCGACGCCGACGCCGAAACCGACGGCGCAGGCGACAAUGAUGGAGACGAUGGUGCCAUGGACCCGGACUUCGAUUUCGACUUUGGCGGCGAAACAAAGUACCUGACCGAUGACAUCGAGGAGUGGACCUUCGACGGAGCAGCAAAGUCCACGACAGCAGGCCCGAAACAACUUCUAGAAAGCAUAAUCCGGAGGAGAACCAGCAAGAAACAAGGCGAAAUCGAUGGUGGGGACACACAGGAGGCUGGAUCUAGCGCAGAGAACAGCGAUGACGACCAGAUCGACGACGACGAUGAUGAGGAAGUACUUGCCGAGGACGCGUUUGGCAUGAACGUCGGCUCUGACGUCGAAGAAUCGGAAGACGAGGAUGGAGUACAUAAGAUCGAGGGCGAAGAGGGCGAUAGCGAUGGCGAGGAUGGGCAAGAUGAUGACGCCGCGUCGGACGGGGACUCUGUUGCCACGCCCGUCGAGCAUCCCGAUGAUGACGGCGAGGGUUCCGACUCGGACGAUGACGACGAUCGGGAAGAUGCCGAGGAGAUUGCCAAGAGGGACGCUUUCUUUGCACCCGAGGAGAAGGCCAAGCCGGGCAAGAAGGACACUGCCGGCCCCUUCACGGCCAUGUCGUUAUCACGUCCAAUUCUCCGAGGCCUCGCAGCCGUUGGCUUCUCUAAUCCCACGCCCAUCCAGUCAAAGGCAAUCCCCAUCGCGCUCAUGGGCAAGGACCUCGUCGGUGGUGCUGCUACUGGUUCGGGCAAGACGGCGGCUUUCAUCGUCCCCAUCCUGGAGCGACUGCUGUACAGGCCAAAGAAGGUCCCAACCACCCGUGUCGUCGUCCUCACCCCGACCCGUGAGUUGGCGAUCCAGUGUCAUGCCGUGGCUACGAGGCUCGCCAGCUACACCGAUAUUACCUUCUGCCUGGCCGUUGGAGGCUUGAGCCUGAAGGUUCAGGAGGCGGAACUGCGGCACCGCCCUGAUGUCGUGAUUGCCACGCCGGGUCGUUUCAUCGACCACAUGCGCAACUCAGCUAGCUUCACCGUCGAGGGGGUCGAGAUCUUGGUCUUGGAUGAGGCUGAUCGGAUGCUCGAGGACGGUUUCGCGAACGAGCUGAACGAGAUCCUCCAAGAGAUACCCAAAUCCCGCCAGUCCAUGCUCUUCUCCGCAACGAUGAACUCCUCAGUUGACAACCUUAUCCGCCUCGGCAUGAAUAAGCCGGCUCGGAUCAUGGUGGACUCGCAAAAGACCACGGUCACCACGCUCGUUCAGGAAUUUUUACGUCUACGAAGCAACGAGCACUUGCGCUUUGGCUUCCUUCUUCAUAUCUGCAACAACCUCUACACAAAUAGGGCGAUCAUCUUUUUCUCCAGGAAGCAGGAUGCACACCGUGCACGCGUCAUCUUGGGCCUCCUGGGGCUGUCGGCCAGGGAGCUCCACGGCAACUUGAACCAGACAGAGCGAGUUGCCAACAUUGAAGCCUUCAGGACCGGUGAGGUUGCGUUCUUGUUGGCAACCAACCUUGCUUCUCGUGGUCUUGACAUCCGGGGCGUCGAAACGGUCAUCAACUUUGACGCACCAAAAGACAUUAGCGUCUACCUGCACAGGGUCGGACGAACAGCCCGUGCGGGCCGCAAGGGUACUGCCAUCACACUCGUUGCGGAUUCUGAUCGCAAGCUCGUCAAGGCGGCUGUCAAAGCGGGCAAAGUUCAGGGGACCAAGACCCGGAGUAUCACGAUCGAAACCGCCUUCGCCAAGGAAUGGCAGUCCAAGGUGGACGACCUCGAAACCGAGGUGGAUGAAAUCCUCGCGGAGGAGAAGGAACUGAAACAGCUGCAGCAGGCCGACAUGGAGCUUCAGAAGGGCGAGAAUCUGAUCAAACAUGCGGCCGAGAUUAAGUCACGGCCGAAGCGGACAUGGUUUGAGACGGAACACGAGAAAAAGAAGGCAAAGGAGCCCGCGCCGUCGAAAGUCAGCGCCCUGAGGGAGAGCUUGAAGAAAAAGCAUGCCAACGGCAAGCUGAGCAACAAGGACAUGAAGAAGCUGGACAACAAGGCCGAGAGGCAGAAUGGCAGGCUGUGGAAGAAGGGAGCCGCCGAGCGGGCAGGUAAGGGAGCCGUCCUGAACCUGCGGAAGCCGGGCAAAGGGGCAGGAAAAUCCAGCUCGAGCAAGGUAAAGGAUGGGCCGGCUUUCAAGGCUGCGGAUGCCGGGCCAAGGGGGCCAAAGGCCCAAAAGGGUGCAAGGGGAAAGGGCAGAGGACGAACGUAG